Molecule: messenger RNA, 4230 nt
Organism: Penicillium bovifimosum
Lineage: Eukaryota; Fungi; Ascomycota; Eurotiomycetes; Eurotiales; Aspergillaceae
Product: glycoside hydrolase family 18 protein
Exons: 11
Coding region: 1-4230 (1409 amino acids)
Biological process (GO): carbohydrate metabolic process
Molecular function (GO): hydrolase activity, hydrolyzing O-glycosyl compounds; chitin binding
Source: RefSeq, a predicted model, not a curated record
AUGGAUUCUGCGGCACAACCAACCGAGGAAUCCAAUGUCCAGAAGCGCGUUAUUGGGUACUGGGAGGCUUGGAACAUGGACCAUAAUUGUGGGACCAUGGAGCCUGGUGAAAUUCCUGUUAACUUGCUUAGCCAUUUGAUCAUUUCUUUUGGCUACAUCAGCCAUGACUUCAAGGUUACAAACAUGGACGGUGUAUCUCCUAAGUUAUAUCAGAUCGUUGGUGAUCUGAAGCAGCGCAAUCCGAAGCUCAAGAUCAUGAUUGCUCUUGGGGGAUGGACUUUCAAUGACCCCGGAACCUGGCAGAGUGUGUUUCCGACAAUGGUGUCCAGUGAAACCAACCGGAAGACAUUCAUUAAUAACCUUCUUGGAUUUCUCUCCGAGUAUGGCUACGAUGGUGUUGACUUUGACUGGGAGUAUCCUGGGGCCGAUGACCGUGGUGGCUCUGCCGAUGAUGGAGCCAACUAUGCCAAGCUUCUCAGGGAGCUCAAAGAUGCAAUCAAAGACAGCGGCCGUGACUAUCUUGUCACCUUCACAUCUCCAACAUCCUACUGGUAUCUUCGCCACUUUGAUCUGAAGGCGAUGGCUGAUAAUGUCGACUGGAUUAAUCUGAUGGCAUAUGACCUUCACGGUGAAUGGGAUAGAGAUAAUCCAAUCGGCAGUCGAGUCCUCGCUCACACCAACUUGACUGGUAUUGAUGAAGCACUUGAUCUGUUCUGGCGAGUGGAUAUCGAUCCUUUUGAUAUUGUCCUCGGCUUAGGAUUCUAUGGCCGGACCUUUAAGCUUCGUGAUGCUUCGUGCUGGAAGCCCGGAUGUGAAUUCAGCGGUGCUGGUGCAAAAGGUCCCUGCACUGAUACUGAGGGAAUUCUCUCAUAUAGGGAAAUCUCGCAGAUCCGUAAGGAUACUGGGGGCACUGCCUAUCUUGACAAAGAGGCUGCUGUCAGGUAUAUGGUAUACGAUGACAAUAGCUGGGUUUCUUUUGACGACGAGACUACGUUCAAGAUGAAAAUCGACUAUGCCAAUAAAAUGGGUCUUUCCGGUCUGAUGAUCUGGGCGAUUGAUCUUGAUGAUAACCGUCUCAGCGCCUUGCGAGCUGUGUCUGAUUCAGAUGCUCUGGAAAGUUCCGGAUCUGCAUUUGAUCUUGUCGAUUAUGCCCACAUCUUCCCCUCGGACAUUCGUCCACUAAAUUCCACGAAACCCGUUUACGGCAUUUCGACCUUUGGAGGUGGUGACUCUAUGAGUCCCAAUGGAGGUGGCUUUGGUUUCCUUCUUGUUGCUGGUGAGUCCCAUGCCGUCUCGAGACUGCGAAGGCGAGACAACGAGCCGGAGCCUUUUCACUUCCUCGACUGCCCUUCAGAUGUUGCGGAUGCUCCCAAAGACCACAUUCAUACAGCUCGAGUCGUUUGCCUCAGUGAUGACCUGAACGGGUGCUUCCAAGUGAUGGAGCGAGGCGUCGAGGGCACCAUCGUGGAGAUGCCCGACAAUUGCGCUCCUGACACAUUCGCCCGAGCUGUUUCUUUGCAGCCUUCCCAGAACCAGGCUGUGUCCGCCGAGAUCAAGAAGCGGAACCCUACAUCCCAGGUCUACGACUUCAAGUUUGACUACAAUAUGGGCCUGAGUCGGCGUGAUACGACCAACAGAACGAGUAUCCGCUUAGAUUACUCGAACGUCAAAGGAUACUGGGACAAAACAGUGGACUCGCCCGGAGUCGAGGAUGACGACGGCGUGAUGGAAGCACGAUCCAGAGUCAAAAGGUUCUGGUCGUCCAGCCCCAAGGACUGGAAGAGGAGCUAUACGUCCUCACGCGCACACGCAGACUUUGAAUACGAUAGCACCAAUGCCAUCCCUAUCAAGCGGAACAUCAGCGAGCUGGUUUGGUAUCAGACUGCCAGAGAUUGUGAAGUGGAGGGAGAAGAUUGGGGCGAAGCCUUUGCAGCCUAUGUCGUUGGUAAAAUUGAUGCUAAAAUGUACAUUGGCUUCUCGAUGGUUGCUGAGUACUACGACAAGCUCUAUGUCUCACAGGCCAACGGUUUUAUCACGGCCGGCGGUCAGAGUGAUCUGACAUAUGGCAUUGACGGCUUCAGUGAGGUCGAUUUCUCCAGGGCAGAUAUGGGUAAUCCAAUUCACGGCGCGACACGAUCCUUCGAUCUGAAAGGAAUGACCAUCAGUGCUGGUAAAAACAGUUUCGUGUCUUUCAGCCCCUACCUUGACGUCAGCUAUGAGCUCGCCUCUUUCAACGGAUCCAACAGUACGUCCUUCAGCAACAGUGCCACAAGCUUCAUCGGCCAUCUCGAGGCGCGAGUGAUCCAGGACUUCUCCAAUGUUACUGCAUACUGGCCAAUUGACUUUCCAGAGAGCGAAAAACCUGAGUCUGGCAAAUUUGCACCGAAUGAGAUCUUUGUCAACAACAACAACAAGGUCUGGUACAGUGACGGCGACGGCGGCAAGCUGGCCGUCGGCACCUUCCUAAGAUUUGGCGUCAAUAUCCACCUUGACGUACAUGGGCAAGAUCGCCGUACACUCGAAUCGACCGCAGUUGGAGAUAUGGCAUUGAUGUACAACACCGUCUCAGAUUUCGCCUUCUAUCCUGCGGAUGAUGAUUCUGAUAUGUCUUGUACCGAUUUCACGGUUGCGACCGUUGUCUUUCAACAGGCCCAAUCAAAGGCACUGGAGAAAGCCUAUUGGACCAAUGAAUCUCCUCGGCUUGGAGACGACCUCCAAACACCUGGCCGUGGAGCCGUCUGUUACCCCAAUUAUGUCACCAGUCAUGAUGCCAAACGUAGCCUUAGGUAUGAGAAUGUCCACAACUCCUCUAGCCUCCCCGAAGAGGUUCAGGGAACCAGCCUCAAGCUCCGCGGGGAUCCAGGUGAAUACAUGGCCUUUCCUGGGGACUUCAACUACGGGAGUCUCAAGUCCAAGCCGCCGACUGCAAGUGAGAUCCUUGACAAGAACGUGUUGGAGUGGAUCGGGGACGCAACUGAGGGCGCCAUUGGAUGUAAAGACUGUGGGUCGUGCACCGAUACUAAAGACAAGAAGAAAAAGAAGAGACCCUGUUGUGGUUGCGUGAGUAUGGACUACAAGUGGUCCUACAGUGAUAUCCCGUCUUAUAAGGACUGUGAUGCCUGUUCAUCAAGCCCUUCAAACAGACAGUGGCCCUACGGAGGUAAUAUCGUUGUGCCAGGCCCACUCAAGCAGCGAGGCCUUGAACCAUCGUCCGAAUAUGAAGACGAGGAAUUCAAGGGCAACUCAACGCUUCAUCAACUUCACAGCCGGGAACCUGGAAGGGCGAAUAUGGGCAAGAAGUACGUCUCGAUGUGCGGAGAGAGGGAAUUCGCCAAUUCCCCUGGCAAGUAUCCUCAAUUUCCCCAAGAUGCCUCCUCCCCGUGGGUCGGGAUUCAGAAUGGAAAAUGGGAUUCCAUCUCAAGAUGGUGGGGAAACACCUCUUCCUUAUGCAGCGACUGGAGUGUCGGACCCUUGGAGGAACACGACGUGGAAUUGACACCCGUUGGGAUACAUCGAGCCCAGUAUCAGACCGAACAUGUCUUUGAAGGCCAACUCAUUGGCGACUUCUUCACCCAUUGGCUUGACAAAGGUAAAAUUGUCAAUCAGUUACCGAUGCCAAGGAACCCGCAACCCAUAUGGUCCUGCGAAAAUGCACUUCAAUACGUCCACGAAGGUAAGUCGUGGAGUAUUACAGACAGCAAUGGGCAUAAAGAGGGCGCGUCUUUCCUUGAGGUGCUUCUACGAGAACUUGGCAGCGAAGAGCACCUGGAUAGGCUGACGAUCUUCAAAGGCCGAGCCAAUGGAAUGAAAGGCGGAAUGUUUGGAGGAAGCCAAGCUGCCGAUCGGAGAAGCUGGAGAAGGAAAAGCGCAGACGAGCAGCUUCAAACCACCAAGACAAUGGGCAUGGUCUUCGAAUACAUAAAUCACCCAGAUGUAUGGGAGAAGUUCUGUACCACAUACGAAGCCAUUUAUGACCGUCUAGGUGAAUUUGACGAGUACCACUCUCAGAAAGGCAACAGCUUCCCUGUAUUGCAAGACGAAUGGCCCAAGUAUAUCGAUGCUGUUCUCAAGUCCAUGGCCAAUCGGUCAAAGGGGACUCUCUCGUGGAUGUUCCAGCAGCGAGCAGAGAAGAAUAACAAGUUCUACAGUCUCAUUUGGGGAAUCAAUGUUGGCAAGAAUGUUCGCAAGAUCACCUUGCCUGGGAAGUGUCCUAAUCUGCCUCGGUCUUAG